Molecule: messenger RNA, 1106 nt
Organism: Osmerus eperlanus (European smelt)
Lineage: Eukaryota; Metazoa; Chordata; Actinopteri; Osmeriformes; Osmeridae
Gene: arl14ep
Product: ADP-ribosylation factor-like 14 effector protein
Exons: 5
Coding region: 100-777 (225 amino acids)
Cellular component (GO): intracellular membrane-bounded organelle
Source: RefSeq, a predicted model, not a curated record
AUAAAAACGAUUAAAAAAAUACGAGUCUCAAUCUGUACGCUUCCAAUUCAGAAAGUUACAAAAUAAUUGCUGGGUCAGACACGCAAGGAGUUCGUCAUCAUGCCUGUAAUUUGUGCAGCAACUGGUUGCACCAACAAAUUUAUUAAAGGAUCUGAAAUACGAUUUUAUAGAUUCCCUAUUAGCAAACCCCAGCUUGCCACACAAUGGGUACAUAGCCUGGGUAUGAAAAACUUCAUCCCUACUCAAAACACCUGCCUCUGCUCAGAGCAUUUCAGACCUGACUGUUUUCGAGACUAUAACGGCAAACAGUUUCUGAGGGAGGAUGCUGUGCCUACCAUUUUUGGGGAAGUACAAGAUGCAUCAAAGAUUGAGCUUAGGAAAAGGGUACCAAUCAUGAAGGAUACCAGAAUUGGAACACAGUCUGACAGAGAGAGGGCAAAGGAUACUGCCAAUCAAAGAAAGGACAGACGGCAGGCUGGCUUGAAGGCACGAGGUGGCAGUGAGGUAACUCGAAAGAGAGGGGGAAAAGUUUCCAGCACCAGUGACAGGCAGAAUAUGGGUGCCAGGAGCAAAGUGUAUGACAGCAGAGGACGGCUACUCUCAUGCAACAAAGAUAUGUGUGACUGCUUAGAUGUGGACUGCAUGGGCUGCUUCUACCAAUGCCCCGACUGUGGCUCACGCAAGUGCGGCGUAGAGUGCCGCUGUGACCGGAAGUGGAUGUACGAGCAGGUGGAGGUGGAGGGUGGGGAAAUCAUUCGCAACAAAUACACCCUUUAAUAACUUGACUCAGGAGUGCCUAUAUGAAGAUGGAGUUUAGUGAAAAUGUUUGAAUUUACAACAAAGAAUAUAAAGGUCUAUGAUUAUCUUCUGGAAAAUGAAAGAAUGUGGUGGAGGGGUGUUCCUAGAACCAAGAUCCAUGAUAUUAAAAAAAUAUUGCAAUAUUUUUUUUUUAUACUUGCGGUAUGUUAAUCUAUUGAUGUGUACACAAGUUAAACCUCCAAGGUUUAGGUUUUAUCUGAAAAUAAGGUGGCUUUUUUGUUUUCUCGUCACAGUUACUUUCUUAUAAUGUAUCUAUGCUUGUGUUUUAUAAAUAAGUUGCUACCCCC